Messenger RNA from Linum trigynum, 1023 nucleotides. Lineage: Eukaryota; Viridiplantae; Streptophyta; Magnoliopsida; Malpighiales; Linaceae. The record is from the annotation of a GenBank genome assembly.
AUGGAGUUCACGCUGCUUUGUAACCUCGGAGGUCCGCGCAAUGCCAGCGUUUCUUUGCGGCUCCGACUACUGCAUGUGUGGUCGGCGAAGUCUCCAGGGGACACUAGGAUCUACAAUUACUAUACUCUUUGGGUCGACGAAACGGGUAUGCUGAUACAGGGCGUCUCGCCAACUUCAAUGGCUGCUGGGAUUCGUCGUAAUCUCUCGGUUGGCAAGAUAUAUGUCAUAAAGUCUUUUGCCCUGAGCAAUCCGCCGAAUCAGUAUCGGUCAUGUUCCUUUGAUUUGGCUUUGGGUCUUUCGCCUUCGACUUCUUUUCAGCCCUGUGUUCUUCCUGCUGAAAGUUUCCCACUUGAUGCUUACGAGUUUGUGGCUUUCUCUCAAUUGAAUAUGCGUGCCGGUAACCAUCAUUAUUUGACAGAUGUCGUUGGCCGACUCAGUUCGAUCAGCGGGAUAUCGCACAAGAUCACAAAUAACGGGCCUACAGUCAAGCAGACGGUUAUAGUUGAGGAUGAAAGUGGAGCGAAGGUCUCGAUUACGCUCUGGGAUGAGUUUUCUGCGGUGUUGGAUCAUGUUGCUCUCACUCAGGCGGACUCGAUUGAAGCUGUGAUUUUGGCAUUUGGCGGCUUGCUGGUUAAUAAGAUGGGAGUCAAUCCUCCUGUACCAAAGGCUUAUUUUCUGGCAUCUAGGUUUGCUGAGAAACAUGAGGUUGUUGAAUCCUUGCCGGUUGAGUUUGCUACUGCUGCUGAUGCUACAGCUAAUGCAGAUCAUCAAACCAGGACUUUGAGCCAGCUGCUGGCGUUAUCCAGAACAAAUUCCUCACUGGAAGAGAAGUACCGCCGUGGUGGAGUGAUUGUUGAUGUCGAGUCAAGCACACCUUGGUAUUAUAUUUCAUGCAAGUUAUGUUCGAGGGCUGUUUCGAAGCGUCGUGAUGAUACGUUUUGGUGUCCAAAGGAUUGGCAGUUGGACGAGGAACAAACUCGCGUCAACUACAAGCUCCAGCUUACACUGAGGGAUGACUCCUAA